AAACAAUGAUUUGUCGAUUGUUAAUGAUGGUGUAUAAGAAGGAGAUUGUUUAGGAAAGGAAUGAAACGAUAACUUGAUGCAAGUUACUACAGAUAACGAGAAUAUUCCUGAGACUGGACCUUUAACAAAAAGACCUUCUGCAGAACUGGUUGGAGUGUUACAGUCAGCCACACCUCCAACUUCUCCAGAGUCUUCAGUUCACGGCAAAUUUUCCCAAAACCGAAUAUAUAGUCAUAGUGUUCAUGGUGGUAAUAUAUACGCUUCUCGACCCAUUCCAUAUCCUUAUAAGACACCUUUGGCUGGAAAGAAUUCUGAUGUUUAUAGGAAAGAUUCCACUUUCGUUGGACCAGAGGAAACAACAAGUGAAUUUUUGGAAGACAAUAACCAGAUUGCAAGUAGUGAAGGUAGCUUGGUAGAAGAUAGGUUGUGUAUGAAGGAGUCAGUUUCACUUUCAGUGAAUGAGCAGGUCGCCAAGUUAUUGAGUGUUGAACAACAACUGGCAGAAUAUCUUAGAAUAUCGCAUUCUGGAAGAGUACAAGAUUUGAGACUACUAAGUCACUGGGUAUUUGUAUAUGGAACUUUGAAACGGAGUUUUCCCAAUUCACACUUAUUAGAAGACGGUGCCUUAUUUGAAGGAGACUUUAUGACUUGUGAUAAGUAUCCUCUCGUGAUAGGAGGUCCUUAUUAUAGUCCUUAUUUACUAGAUAUGAAAGGAUACGGAAAUAAUGUCCGUGGAGAACUAUAUAGAGUGUCCAGUGAAUCCUUGAAGGAAUUGGACAAGUUGGAAAAUGUGGGAGUCAACUAUACCAGAAGAGUCAUACCUAUUUAUUCAGUGAAGGAUCGUUCUUUCAUUGUGAAGGCCUUUGCUUACUUAAAAUGCAACUAUACCGAUGAAUUAUUGCAAACCAAGNGAUGAUAAUGCACAGUCAUAUCGAAAGACUCAAUCCAUGCAAGACAUAUUUUCAGCC
Messenger RNA from Galdieria sulphuraria, 968 nucleotides. RefSeq lists its product as uncharacterized. Gene Ontology annotation, molecular function: gamma-glutamylaminecyclotransferase activity. Lineage: Eukaryota; Rhodophyta; Bangiophyceae; Galdieriales; Galdieriaceae. The transcript has 3 exons. Bases 77 to 916 code for a protein of 279 amino acids. The record is from RefSeq and is a predicted model, not a curated record.